AUGAGAUCAUAUGAGAAUGGCACGUACCCACAACGAAAUGAGGCCAAUAUUCCGCUGGACAACCCUCCACCUCCACAAGCACAUCGGCUACUCAGUCCUAACCGUCUCUUUCUUCUUGGUGAUCCACGGGUCAACGAAAAUCCGGGUCUCCUUUCUAUCGGUAUCAUGCUCUAUAGAUGGCACAACGUAAUGGCCAAAAGAAUGCAAAAUGAACACCCUUCAUGGACUGAUGAAGAGCUUUUUCAAGCUGCUCGAAGAUGGGUAAUCGCCACAAUUCAGAAAAUCAUCUAUUAA
This is a messenger RNA of Cooperia oncophora, 294 nucleotides long. The record is from the annotation of a GenBank genome assembly. NCBI's taxonomy places the organism in Eukaryota, Metazoa, Nematoda, Chromadorea, Rhabditida, Trichostrongylidae.